Molecule: messenger RNA, 1153 nt
Organism: Vigna umbellata (rice bean)
Lineage: Eukaryota; Viridiplantae; Streptophyta; Magnoliopsida; Fabales; Fabaceae
Product: nodulin-26-like
Biological process (GO): transmembrane transport
Cellular component (GO): membrane
Molecular function (GO): channel activity
Source: RefSeq, a predicted model, not a curated record
UGCAUCAUGUUCAUCACCAUAGCCGCGUCAUCUGAUAAAUAAAUAGAGAUCACAUUCCAUUUUCUCCUAUCUUCAUAUUCACUGUACGAAGCAUUUCAUUAUCUGGUGUUUCCUCAUUUUUCUUUCUGCAAUGGACGAGGAUUCAACAACAAACCACGAGGUGGUAUUAGAUGUAAACAAGGAUGUCUCUAGAACAACUGAAGACUCACGCUCCUUUCUCAAUGUUUCUUUCUUGCAAAAGUUGGUGGCUGAGGUGGUGGGCACGUAUUUCUUGAUAUUCGCAGGGUGUGCUGCAGUGGUUGUAAACAAGAACAACGACAACGUGGUAACACUUCCUGGGAUAUCAAUUGUUUGGGGACUAGUCGUGAUGGUGCUGGUUUACUCGGUUGGCCACAUCUCUGGUGCCCAUUUCAAUCCUGCUGUCACCAUUGCCUUUGCCUCAACCAAAAGGUUUCCCUGGAAGCAGGUACCAGUUUAUGUAGUAGCACAGGUUGUUGGAUCCACACUUGCAAGUGGGACUCUCAGACUAAUAUUCAGUGGCAAUGAGAACCAGUUUUCAGGAACACUUCCAUCUGGGACUCACGCCCAAGCUUUUGCGGUUGAAUUCAUUAUCACGUUUUUCCUUAUGUUUGUCAUAUCUGGGGUGGCCACCGAUAACAGAGCGAUCGGUGAGUUGGCUGGGAUUGCCGUUGGGGCCACUGUGCUGUUGAAUGUGUUGUUUGCAGGACCAAUCACAGGAGCAUCAAUGAACCCAGCAAGAAGCUUAGGCCCUGCAUUAGUGCACAACGAAUUCAAAGGAAUAUGGAUAUAUUUAGUGUCUCCAACAUCUGGGGCUGUGGUUGGUGCAUGGGUUUAUAACAGUAUUCGUUACACAGAUAAGCCACUGCGUGAGAUCACCCAAAGUGCCUCUUUCCUCAAAGGAAAAGGGCAUAGUGGUGGCUCUAGAUGAUUUUCAGGUGUGGUUUAAAGGAGUAACUUUUGCAGAUUUAGUUCUCACCAAUUUUAAUUAUCUUCAAGAUCAUGUAUCAGAACCAUGUAAAGGGAGGAGAUACUUGUAUACCUUUUUCUCUGUUCUUCGUUUUACAGUGUCAAUGUAAUGUAACAAUUCAUCAAGUUUAGGUUAUUAUUAUGAAUAUACUGAACUUUCUUACUA